Megalobrama amblycephala (Wuchang bream) is the source of this 2687-nucleotide messenger RNA. Its product is annotated as solute carrier family 25 member 45. The transcript has 5 exons. Gene Ontology annotation, cellular component: mitochondrion. Lineage: Eukaryota; Metazoa; Chordata; Actinopteri; Cypriniformes; Xenocyprididae. The coding region runs from base 463 to 1251 and encodes 262 amino acids. The record is from RefSeq and is a predicted model, not a curated record. Gene Ontology annotation, biological process: transmembrane transport. Gene Ontology annotation, molecular function: transmembrane transporter activity.
CUUAAAAAACACACAAACUCUCUCAUCUCUCUCUAUUUACCUUUUUAGCAGCAUCAGUGAGGUAAGUUUCUUCAAAUAAUGCGGAUUCGUUGAGUUCAAGAAAGGCCAGAGUCAUUGCAGUCGCUCCUUAAAGCACCGCUUAUUGAAGCAAGAAGAGUUCUGGCCAAAAGUGCUUGGAUCUGUGGGAUAAAAUGGACACAAGAAUGUUUUGUUGCGAAAUUAGGCACAAGCUUGGAGAUAUCCGUUUUUGUGCUCGAGCAUUAUUCUACAGAAGAGAUGUUUCAGUGUGUUUGUUGUGCUGAGGAUCAUGUAUUAGCCCGUGGGCUGAACUUUGGCAGGGGUUCGGGUCCAUUGGUUUCCUUUACUGCGCGAGCUUUUCACACGCAUAGAACCGUGGAUUCAUUUACUUUGGAAAAGUGUUAUGCAUUUAUUAGUUAGUAUAUUUUAACAGGUAAAUGUGCCAUGCCGUUUGUGGAGUUCAUCGCGGGAUGGAUUUCAGGUGCUGUUGGUUUAUUUGUUGGACACCCUUUGGACACAGUAAAGUUCCAUGGAUUUUUUAAGGGCAUGUCAUUUCCUGUCCUCUCUGUUGCCCUUAGCAACGCUGUGGUCUUUGGUUCCUACAGUAAUGCUCUGGAUUACCUUGACCAGUCUCACCGCAGCAGCUCUGACCACAGCAAGCACUCGCCACUCACAGCUGUCUUCACGGCCGGGUGCUUCUCAGGUCUAACACAGUUGUUUGUUACAGCUCCGAUAGACCUGGUCAAAGUGCGUCUGCAGAGCCAGACGACAGGGAAUAAAUACAGAGGCCCCACACAUUGUGUAGCUGUGAUCUUAAGAGAGGACGGGGUCAAAGGGCUGUUCAGAGGAAUGGGGGCUCUCGCCCUACGAGACGUGCCGUGUUAUGGACUUUACUUCCUGCCGUACGAGUUCACCUGCAGGAUGCUGACUGAGAAAGGGAAGCGGCCAGGUAACGACGCUGUGCUGGUGGCCGGUGGUGUUGCUGGUGUGGUCACAUGGGCCUGCGCCACACCUAUGGACGUGGUCAAGGCUCGACUGCAGAUGUCUGGAGGCGGCGGGCGAGUGUACAGCGGUCUGCUGCACUGCAUUACUGUGAGUGUGCGUGAAGAGGGCGUGAGAGUGUUCUUCAAAGGCCUCCUUCUGAACAGCGUGAGAGCGUUUCCUGUCAACGCUGUGACCUUCCUCAGCUUUGAGAUGCUAAUGAGAGCCAUGACUGACUCCUCCCAGGACUGAGCGCUGCAGGGAUAUGAUGUGUUUUUGUAGGCCAUUUCUUUUUUAGCACUCCUGGUUGCAUCGUCCUGAAGUCGAUGGGUUUUACCAGCCUCAAUGCUUUAAUAAUUGUCUUACCAACUAUUCUAACACAAACUUUCAGGGGAAAAAGCUUAAUGGUGGUGAUGUUGAAGUCAUGUGACUGUGGUGUAGUUCAUCAUUUAUAGCCUACGUUUAGCUUUUUACUUCUGGCGAUUGUAAUUAGGUUUCAGAACUAAUUUAUGAAGAUUAUCAUGAUGAACAAAGCAUGCAAGGAUCAUAAACGUUUUUACAGAGUCACAGAGUUUAUUUUCUGCAAUAAUCCAAAACCCAUGGGAAGAAUCCUAUUUGUCGAGGGAACCAGAUACAAAAAUACAUCAUCACUGCAGCGCUCGAUAGUGCCUUUGCAUAAGCUGUUGACAUCAUAAUGGUGCUGAUUUUGAUUUAUCCCAGUGACUUGAAUGUUUUGAUACGGUUCACGAUUCAUUCAGUGACUCUUUCUGAAGGUUACCUCAUUAUACUAGAAGCUAACAACCAGUCAGUGUCUUAUUAUUAUUAGUUACAUUUAUUUAGCAAUUUUUUGCUCAGUGAAAUUUUCCUGGCAAAAUCCAGUAAUUUCAAUAGGAAUCUGUGUGAACGGGAAACCAACAGAAAGCUGCUUGGUUUGAGAGUGAUUUCUGUGUGAGCUCGUACAUCUCUACCUUAUAUUUUCAAUAGACAAUGAACCUUUUUUGCUCACGAAAUUUCGCUGAAGUCAAUGAGUGGAUAUAUGGAUAAGGAGGCCAAUUAAGCAUAGCUGCCAAAAGGCAAAUUUGAAACCACAAAUUUGUAUUUGUAUUAUGUGCUGGUUAGCAUAUUUUGUGUUAACAUUAACUAGUGUGCUAAAAUUGCUUAUUAAACCUGUCAUGAAUGUGUUAAUCUGGUAAAACCUGCAACGUUUGUACAUUCAUGGAUACCAGGAAGAGAUGUGAAAGAACUAUUUGCAAAGGACCCAAACGUCACCACUGGGAAAUAUUUAGAUAAAACAUAACUAGAGGUUUAUUGAUCCAGAACAGCAAUAGUCCUAAAAUGAUUAAAACAGCUUUACUGCUAAAUUAUAAACAAUUAAUUUUUUUAAAAGGGAUCUAUAAUGCCGGUUUUACAUGAUGUAAUACAAUGCUGUGUUCCAGGCAGGUUUUUGAGCCCGUAAGUCACAACUUCAAACCACAACUCACGACUUUGUAGCGUUCCAGGCAAGUCACACCAAACUGCCUGAGUGUAAACAAACCAGCAUGGCUGGUUAUGGGUUGCCUGGAACGCGGUAUAAGUCUCUGGUGUCUCCAGAAUGUGUCUGUGAAGUUUCAGCUCAAAAUCCCCCACAGAUCAUUUAUUAUAGCUUGUCAAAUUUGCCCCUAUUUGGGUGUGAGCAAAAACACGCCGUU